AUGUUGUCGGGCGUCCUCAUCUUCAACCAAAAGGGCGAGAACCUCAUCUUUCGCGCCUUCCGCACCGACUGUCGCUCGCGACUUGCCGAUGUCUUCCGCAUCCAGGUUAUAUCCAAUGCUCAAGUCCGCUCCCCCGUCCUGACACUGGGAAGCACUACAUUUUGCCAUGUCAAACAUGAGAAUAUCUACCUGGUGGCCAUCACCAAGAGCAACGCCAAUGCCGCCCUCGUCUUCGAGUUUCUCUACCGCCUGAUCCAGCUGGGCCGCAGUUACUUUGGCAAGUUUGAUGAAGAGGCUGUCAAGAAUAACUUUGUCCUCGUCUACGAGCUUCUGGAUGAAAUCAUCGACUUUGGAUACCCCCAAAACACCGAGACCGACACGCUGAAAAUGUAUAUUACCACGGAGGGUGUCAAGUCAGAAUCAAAACCGGCCGAUACGUCCAAGAUUACCAUGCAAGCGACGGGAGCCCUUUCGUGGCGCAAGGCCGACGUCAAGUAUCGCAAGAAUGAGGCCUUUGUCGAUGUCAUCGAGGACGUCAACCUGCUCAUGUCAGCAACCGGGGCGGUUCUACGAGCUGAUGUCAACGGGCAGAUCGUCAUGAGGGCGUACCUGUCGGGCACUCCCGAAUGCAAGUUUGGCCUCAACGACCGUCUUCUGCUAGACAAUGACGGUAUGCACAGCAUGCCUAACGGUAACCGCAUGGGCACCAAGGCGACCAAGGCGGCGGCUGGCAGCGUGACGCUAGAGGACUGCCAGUUCCACCAGUGUGUCAAGCUGGGCAAGUUUGACAGCGACCGCAUCAUCAGCUUUGUGCCCCCCGACGGCGAGUUUGAACUAAUGCGCUACCGCGCAACCGAAAAUGUCAACCUACCCUUCAAGGUACACGCCAUUGUCAACGAGGUUGGCCGGUCCAAGGUCGAGUACAGUAUCGGCAUCAAGGCCAACUUUGGCCCUAAGCUGUUUGCCACAAACGUCGUCGUAAAAAUUCCCACGCCCCUCAACACGGCCAGCACCACGGAGCGAUGCACCCAGGGUAAGGCCAAGUACGAGCCGUCGGAGAACGUCAUCGUAUGGCGCAUCUCGCGCUUCACCGGCCAGAGCGAGUACGUCCUCAGCGCAGAGGCCAGCCUCACCAGCAUGACCAACCAGCGCGCCUGGAGCCGGCCGCCUCUCAGCCUCAACUUUAGUCUCCUCAUGUUCACCAGCUCGGGGCUGCUCGUCCGCUACCUCAAGGUGUUUGAGAAGAGCAACUAUUCUAGUGUUAAGUGGGUUCGCUACAUGACCAGGGCUGGAUCAUAUGAAAUCAGGUUUUAG
Molecule: messenger RNA, 1314 nt
Organism: Geosmithia morbida
Lineage: Eukaryota; Fungi; Ascomycota; Sordariomycetes; Hypocreales; Bionectriaceae
Product: AP-2 complex subunit mu-1
Exons: 3
Coding region: 1-1314 (437 amino acids)
Biological process (GO): intracellular protein transport; clathrin-dependent endocytosis
Cellular component (GO): AP-2 adaptor complex; cytoplasmic vesicle
Molecular function (GO): clathrin-cargo adaptor activity
Source: RefSeq, a predicted model, not a curated record